AAACUUGUUUUCUCUUUCUCUCUUCUUCAAUCAAAUUAGAUCAAAAACCUAUUUUCUUGCUCCCAAAUUCGAAAUAGUCGACGCUUUUUUUUUUGUUUAACAAGUAGAGUUUCCCAAAAUAUUGGAUAUCUCUUCUCAUAUGCGAUAAUAAGUUUUAAAAUUUCGGAAAAAAAAAUGAGUUGCAAUGGAUGUAGAGUUCUUCGAAAAGGUUGCAGUGAAACAUGCAUCCUUCGACCUUGCCUUCAAUGGAUCGAAUCCGCCGAGUCACAAGGCCAUGCCACCGUCUUCGUCGCUAAAUUCUUUGGUCGUGCCGGUCUCAUGUCAUUCAUCUCCGGCGUACCCGAACUCCAACGUCCAGCUUUGUUUCAGUCGUUGUUGUUUGAAGCGUGUGGGAGAACGGUGAAUCCGGUUAACGGAGUGGUUGGUAUGUUAUGGACUGGGAACUGGCACGUGUGCCAAGCGGCGGUUGAGACUGUUCUUCGCGGCGGAACUUUAAGACCGAUCUCAGAUCUUCUUGAUUCUCCGUCGUUGAUGCUCUCCUCCGAUGAGUCUUCAGAGAUUUGGCAUCAAGAAGUUUCAAGAAACAAAAACCACCAUUGUCGCUUCAUCACCUCCAGAUCUAAGACGGAGAUGAAAGACUCUCUGGUUAACCGGAAACGAUUCAAGUCUGAUUCGGAUCUUGAUCUUCAAGUGAACCGCGAUUUAACCCUAACCGCUCAGGCUGUACCGGUUCCUUUUCUUCCUCCGUCGUCGUUUUGUAAGGUGGUUAAGGGUGAUCGGCCGGGAAGUCCAUCGGAGGAAUCUGUAACGACGUCGUGUUGGGAAAAUGAUCACAUGAAAUAUAAAGAUCCUAAAUACGAAUAAAAUCCUAUAAAGAAUUGACACUUGA
Messenger RNA from Arabidopsis arenosa, 889 nucleotides. NCBI's taxonomy places the organism in Eukaryota, Viridiplantae, Streptophyta, Magnoliopsida, Brassicales, Brassicaceae. The record is from the annotation of a GenBank genome assembly.